GAAAAGAGCGACUCGAGCAUCGGAUCAGCACCGAGGAUCUGGCUGAGCUCACCUCUCCACUCUGCUGCCUCCAGCAGGCUGCUGAACAGAGACAGCAGAAACAAUACGCCUUCAGAAAAACACAACCCAAAAUCCACGAGAUUACACCUACAGUAUGCGACAAUAAGAAGAACUCCCUCUCUUCAAGCUUCUGCAAAAUUAAAACCCACCGACGCACCUUUUGUUGCGCUCAUCAUCAUCAUCAUCAUCAGCAGCAGAGAGGAGCAUUGAGGAGCAUUGAGGAGCAGACACAAGAAACAGCUGACCAGAGGAGCAUACUGUACAGCUUGGCAGCUUACAGAGUUGACAAGAGCUUCUCCAGGACCAGAACCUUCUGGAAACAAGAUGGAAGGAUCCCUCAUAUCUCUGAUGAAGUAGAGCCCUCACUAGCACACUCCCACCCUCCAUUACCACUUCCCUCACUUUCAAAGAGCUCGGACCUGUUUGCCAUGAUCGAGAGGAUGCAGGGUUGCAGAAUGGAUGAGCAAAGAUGCCCCCUCCCUCCCCCCCUCAAAACAGAAGAGGACUACAUCCCUUAUCCCAGCGUUCAUGAGGUUCUUGGACGCAUCAGCCCUUUUCCACUCAUCCUGCUGCCCCAGUUUGGAGGCUACUGGAUCGAGGGGACCAACCAUGAGCUCAAAGACCCACCGGAGGCUGAUCAGCCCCCCUCUCCUGCCUCUCACAUCAAACUGGAGACCAACAGCCUCGCCAAGAUCUACAGGAAGCAAUUCAUGGGCAAGGAACACUUUAAUUAUUACACCAUGGAUGCUGCCCUGGGCCACUUGGUCUUCUCCAUGAAGUAUGAUGUCAUUGGGGAUCAAGAGCAUCUGCGCUUGAUGCUUCGCACAAAGAUAAAAACCCACCAUGAUGUGAUUCCUAUUUCCUGCCUUACCGAGUUCCCCAAUGUGAUUCAGAUGGCCAAGCUUGUUUGUGAAGAAGUCAACGUGGAUCGGUUUUAUCCUGUCCUCUACCCAAAGGCAUCAAGGCUCAUUGUUACCUUUGAUGAGCAUGUGAUCAGCAACCACUUCAAGUUUGGGGUUAUUUAUCAAAAGUUUGGCCAGACAUCAGAGGAGGAGCUCUUUGGCAACAUGGAAGAAAGCCCUUCCUUUGUCGAGUUCUUGGAGUUUCUGGGCUACAAGAUUGAGCUCCAUGAUUUUAAAGGGUUUCGGGGUGGACUGGAUGUCGCUCAUGGGCAGACGGGGACCGAAUCCGUCUACACAAGUUUCCAUAAUAAGGAGAUUAUGUUCCAUGUGUCCACAAAGCUGCCUUACACGGAAGGAGACUCACAGCAGCUGCAGAGGAAGAGGCACAUAGGCAAUGACAUCGUAGCCAUGGUGUUCCAGGAGGAGAACACGCCCUUUGUACCCGACAUGAUCCAGUCCAAUUUCCUGCACGCGUAUGUGGUGGUGCAGGUGGAGAACGCGUGUACGGACAACGUCACCUACAAGGUGUCUGUGACGGCGCGGGAUGACGUACCUUUCUUUGGGCCCGCUCUGCCUGACCCUGCCAUCUUCAAAAAGGGCCCCGAGUUCCGCGAGUUCCUCUUCACGAAGCUCAUCAACGCAGAGUACGCCUGUUACAAGGCUGAGAAGUUUGCCAAGCUUGAGGAGCGUACACGGUCAGCCCUAUUGGAGACUCUGUACGAGGAGGUGCACAUCAACAGCCAGUCCAUGAUGGGUCUGGGCGGAGACGAAGAUAAGCUGGAGAACGGUGCCGGCGGAGGGGGAGGAGGCUUCUUCGAAUCCUUCAAGCGGGUCAUCCGCAGCAGAAGCCAGUCUAUGGACGCCAUGGGCCUCAGUAACAAGAAGUCACACACAGUCUCCACUAGUCACAGUGGCAGCUUUACCCACAAUCCCGCAGAGAGCCCCAAAACCCCAGGGAUUUCAUUACUUGUUCCAGGGAAAAGUCCCAGUAAAUAUGGACGCCGAGGCAGUGCCAUAGGGAUAGGAACAAUAGAAGAGUCGUUGAUCAUUCCCGGGAAAAGCCCGACCAGGAAAAAGUCUGGGCCCUUCAGCUCCCGUCGCAGCAGCGCCAUUGGCAUCGAGAACAUCCAGGAGGUCCAAGAGAGGAGCCGAGAGGUGUCGCCCAGCACCCAAAGGACACCGGAGGGCAGCUUCUUUUCACAGGAAAACAGAUCAGACAACUCCUCCAAUCACAGCUCUCCAGAAUUCCCUGCUACUAAGAACAGUUUGGCGAUGUGUUGCAGGGCGCCGUCCAUCCCCGAGGCUCAGGACCUUUCCCGCUCCUCGUCUAACGCCAGCAGCUUUGCCAGCGUCGUGGAAGAGCACGAGGCAGAGGAGGAGUACGACACUGGACUGGAAAGUGCGUCUUGUGUUACGCCACUCAAAGGAGAGUCAUUUGUCUACGGCUCUGCGGUGGAGGACAGUUCGUGCAGUGCCAGCCAGGGAAGUUACCCAGCAGCGACUCGUCUUCAGCAGCAACCGGACGGAGCGAAGACGUCAGAGCCGAAAGGGACAGACGGUCGACCCAAGACGGAGCGCCCCUCACAGGAGCACAAGUUCUCAUCGCAUUCCCACAAGAGGCAUCUUUUGCCAAAAAUGAGCCAAGGACGCGUGAACUCCACCACUGACGCAGAAGAGGAGCCGAGUUAGAAGCCAGAUCAAGAGACUGACGGAUCUUCCUUUGCGUGUUUGGCACAUGGAUCUGCUGCCUGUCAUGACAGACGCCCAGCUCCAUGGACAUGUACCUACCUGUCGCCCUCAUUCCAGCUCCACGUGGAACCCUCCUUGAAGGCUCGAGGCAAAAAGGAAAAGAGACCUCCACACCCACGCAGCAUCACUACUGACUGUCAUCCGCCAGCAGAAUAAGUCUGGCUGCCUGCUCAUUCUUCAGGCCAGUAAGAUCUGAAACCUGUAAACACUGUUGUGUGUCCUCUUUACAAGAUCAGGAUUUGAACAAGUUUAAUCUGAGAGAAAUAUACAAGACCGAUCAAACAACUGGUGUUUGUUUAGCUUGUGAAACAGUCUAUAGAGAGAGGGGGAGAGUUGCACUAGAGAGACAAAUGUUUUUAUUUUUAAUGUCAACCUCACAUCCCACUGUGAUAUUGUACAUGGGUUCAACUUUGAUGUACCGGGUAUGUGUGUGUGGCUGUCUGUCGGGCCACUCUUUGUGUUUUAUUGAUCUAUUCUUCUUCUUCUGAGUAUUCUGCAGUGGAUAUUUGUCGUGUUUGACGACAGCUUCGAUAAAUCUGUCUUGUUUUUGAUGGAGGGUACUUCUGUGAUGCUGCUGUUGGUGGCAUCAGUCGCCUUCCUCCUACAGUAGGUGGGUAAAAUAUACCACAGGAAAUGCAUCCUUGAUUUUUAAAUUAAAAAAGUUUGUAAAAAACAAUAUUUUAAGUUAACUUUAGACUCAAAUGAUGAUUUAUAAUUAGAGUACAAAUGACUGUAGUGCCCCAACCAGCAACGUGCAUCCUCGAUCCACACGUCAAGGUCCUGCUGUUUAGACCUUCGUCUCCAAAUCCUCUUUGUCACACACCACUUGUUGAUUUGAUGUGUGUGUAUACAACGGUACUGUGCAUGGUGUAAAUCUGCUUGCCAAAAAAAAAAACCUGUCCUCUGUACACUGGUGCCAUGCUUGACAUAGAGGUGUUGUCCCUGUGAUUUGUGUUUUUAUUGAAAAACCAGCCAACAUCUCCAGACGCAGUGCACAUUGCUGAUAGAGAGCCAAAUGUCACAGUUUCCUACUUUUUAUUUGUAAAGUGUUAAUAUAUGUACCGUGACCCUAAGCACUACAUUUUCAGAGUUAUUUCGAAACACUGACCUUUAUUUUUUUUUUUUAAAAACAACCUGAUUUGUUGCUGAAUAUGAAUUACAAGGUGACUCGUCGUCUUGAAGUUGCCUUUCUAAUGAUUGUGAAGGAGGGGUCACAUUUAAAAAGGCACCACGUUGCCGGCUGGCUUGAAUGUAAAACUAGGAACACAUGUAUUUAUUUAUACAUGAUUAUCUGCCACAAUGAAUGGGGAUACUGUGUCACCUUUUCAUGAGCGGAGAAGCUUUUUCCUGUCUUCAAUUUGUUAUGGAGGAAAGAGCUGAUGAGCGGGAGUUUAUUCCAGUGACACGACUGAAGCGGACAUGAGGUUUAUUGUGAAUUAAAGGCCGCAUUUACAGUUUGUGACAGUACAAAAGGUUUAAGACACUGGACCAAAUGCAAAAACAGCCUGUACACUGUAAUCAUCAAGCUGUUUAUAACUACAAAUCACAACAUUUAA
This is a messenger RNA of Sebastes umbrosus (honeycomb rockfish), 4267 nucleotides long. RefSeq names its product rap1 GTPase-activating protein 1. The record is from RefSeq and is a predicted model, not a curated record. Gene Ontology annotation, cellular component: cytoplasm. Gene Ontology annotation, molecular function: GTPase activator activity. Bases 489 to 2651 code for a protein of 720 amino acids. The transcript is spliced from 26 exons. Gene Ontology annotation, biological process: regulation of small GTPase mediated signal transduction; activation of GTPase activity. NCBI's taxonomy places the organism in Eukaryota, Metazoa, Chordata, Actinopteri, Perciformes, Sebastidae.